GGUGCUGAAGAAGCAAACGGCAGCUCAGUUGGAGUGUAUCCGACGACAAGAUGAAGCCGAUGGCUAUCACAAGAAGCUCAUCGAACAGCAUCAAAGCUUUCUGAAGGCCAAACAAGACAUGGAGUGGCUUCUUCGAUGGCAAGGAGAGCACAAUUGCAAUGAGCAGCUGGUGGAUAUCAUGUUCAAUGCCCCAGAGGAGCAUUUGGAAGUCUCGGGGGCAGCCUCAGGUGCGAAUUGCCAAAAGGUCUGCACCUUAAACGGCUUCGAUGGCUUCUCUUGGAGUCGUCAAGGGGGAUGUAUCCUGAAAUCCUUAGGUCAAAGUGUCAGUUUCCAGGCGGUCCACAGCGAAGGAAGCUACUCAGGCUAUGCCUGCUCACAGCAGGCCACCUACCUUCCCUGGAUCACUGACGAGGCACAGAAGCACACGCUCUAUGAUGGCAUGACGAGUACCGCUGCCCCCGGUGUAACGUUGCCACAGAGCACCUUCUGCUUCAUGUUACUCCAGCCCUACAGCGAUGAUGUGAAGUUGGUAUCAGAACAAUCUCGUUUGGGCAAAGGAAUCUUCAGCUGUGAUCAUUCAGCUGUCUACAGCAGUCAGCAGCUGGAACUGCCCAGCGGCCUCAAGACGAGAAAGAUCUAUUCGUCACAGAUGGCGGAGAAGGGCGGGCAGUGGAAUGUCGAGCUCAACACCGAUGUGACGAUGGCGCUGUUCCGAGAGGUCUUGAAGGACCCUGAGUGGCGACAGGCCAGAUGGAUGAUCUUCGUGGAUCCGCAGUGUGUCUUUUCGGCGCCCAAGUUGCAUCGGCUCUUGGCACGCCAGGGGCUCGUGGAUACGCUGGCCUUUUUGGUGUCGCCAUCCGUGGGAUUUCCCAGUUACUUUCAGGUGAUGUCUCAGAGUGCGCUGAAGACCUUGGCCGAGAAGAGCCGCGCAUGUUAUUGGCAGAUGCGAUAUUGGGGAGACACUCAAUACCACGACUCCAUGUGGCUAGAUACGUGUUUGAAACAGACCGUGAACGCCAGGCGGGUCGAAGUAUCUGAACUCGUUGGCACGACAAAAGGUUGCCACCAUUCACAUGUUGCUGCCUGGCCCAUGGAAACCGUUGAUGCACAAAGGAAGUGCUACAUGUGAGAGGAAUCUGGGGAUCCAGUUACUGACGCUGAAUGAGGUUCCUGGAUGCUGUUUUUUCAGGGACAGCAUCUGUUUAACCUGAAAACUGCCCAGAGUUUUUUUGGUUGUUUUUGAGACACCCCUGAUUAAGAGUUGGGCUCAGGGCUGCUAUCCAAUUUU
Cladocopium goreaui is the source of this 1288-nucleotide messenger RNA. The record is from the annotation of a GenBank genome assembly. NCBI's taxonomy places the organism in Eukaryota, Dinophyceae, Suessiales, Symbiodiniaceae.